This is a messenger RNA of Puccinia triticina, 1122 nucleotides long. RefSeq lists its product as uncharacterized. The record is from RefSeq and is a predicted model, not a curated record. NCBI's taxonomy places the organism in Eukaryota, Fungi, Basidiomycota, Pucciniomycetes, Pucciniales, Pucciniaceae. Gene Ontology annotation, cellular component: mitochondrion. The coding region runs from base 1 to 1122 and encodes 373 amino acids. The transcript has 10 exons. Gene Ontology annotation, biological process: glycerophospholipid biosynthetic process.
AUGAAGCAAGUCCUCAGGAUCCGCUUAACUGGCCCUCGCCGUCAAUCAGCGCUUUCGAUCGAUCGACUGAACCACUAUCCGAACUCAUACUCGACCCAAGCAACCCCUCCCCCCGCUUUCUGCUUUGAUAUCGAUGGGGUCCUCAAGCAGGGUGCCCAUGUCCUCCCGCAAGCCAGGAAAGCCAUAGCCAUCUUGAAUGGUCAAAACUCGGCCCAAAAAAGUUUCCCUUUCAUCCUAUGUACCAACGGGGGCGGGACUCCUGAACUCGAAAGAAGUAAGAAACUGUCUGAAGAACUUGGAGUUCCCAUUACUCCCAGCCAAUUGGUCCAAUCGCAUACCAUCUUCAACCAGUUCCUAAGCUCUUAUUCCGAUAAACCGAUCUUGGUUAUCGGAGGUCGUGCUGGAAGGUGCCGAUUGGUAGCUGAAGGGUAUGGCUUUCAACACGUUUACAUCCCUCAAGAUAUCUUGAAAUGGAAUCCAUCCAUUUGGCCAUUCUACAAGCUCUCCGACCAAGAAUCUCGAAUAGCUAAAACAGCCGACUUUUCCAAGAUUCCGUUCAGCGCGGUCUUUGUCAUGCACGACAGCUUUGAUUGGGGGCUUGACACCCAAAUGGCGAUCGAUGUUUUAACUUCGAAAGACGGAAUCAUCACCAACCCGAUUGACUGUACUCCAAACAUCAAGACCAAUAGUAUUCCAGUCUAUUUCUCAAACCCAGAUUUCUUGUGGGGGAACGAAUUCUCGAGGCCUCGGUUUGGACAGGGAGCUUUCCAGACCGCCCUCCGUGCUAACUAUGAACGAUUGACAGGUCACCCAUUGGAAGCCUGGACAGGUGGCAAACCGACUCGAGCCACAUACGAUUUUGCAAACCAGCUCCUAAAAAAUAUCCUCCGUGAUCAAUUUAAUGGCCAAGAUUUGGGAGCAGUUUAUAUGAUCGGUGACAAUCCCGCUUCUGAUAUUCAAGGCGCGAAUAAUUACGGUUGGUCUUCGGUGUUGGUAAAAACCGGAGUUUUUAAGGGAAACAAGCCAGAAGAUGCUGCGCAUGUACCCACAAGCGUCCAAAGCGAUGUUCUGGAGGCUGUGCACUGGGCAUUGAGACAAGAAGGACACGCACAUGUGUUGUAA